GAUGCUGAGCGCGCGCGAGAACAAUAAUAAGAUCGUGUUUGCGGUCGCUGCCCGAGGAGGAAUUCGGAGGAGGCGCGAGGCCCGGCGCUCGCGCCGCGCCCGGGAGCCCGGGAGGGAGGCCGGCGGCGGCGGCAGCGGCGGCGGCGGCGGCGGCAUGAGGCAGGCGACGCGGCGCCUGUGAGCAGCGCGCGGCGGCGGCGGGGACCUCGGCGCGGGCGAGAGCCGAGCGGCCGGGGGCUCCCCUCCCCCGCUGCCGGGCCGUGAUUUGCCGGGCCUGCUGCGCCCCCCGCCCACCCCUCGCCUCAGCCGCCGCCUCGCCGCUUCCCCUCGUCGGAGCGGCCGCUCGCCCGCCCGCUCGAGGCCCGCGGGGAGCGCGGCGCAGUCCGUCGGCCCACGGGGGGGCGGCCUCCCGGCAUCUUCGCGGCGACCAAGGACGACCGGGGGAGGAAGCGGCCGGGAUGGCGCGUCCGCGGCCCCGCGAGUACAAGGCGGGCGACCUGGUCUUCGCCAAGAUGAAGGGCUACCCGCACUGGCCGGCCCGGAUUGAUGAACUCCCAGAGGGAGCUGUGAAGCCCCCAGCAAACAAGUAUCCUAUCUUCUUUUUUGGCACCCAUGAAACUGCAUUUUUAGGUCCGAAAGACCUUUUUCCAUAUAAGGAAUACAAAGACAAGUUUGGAAAGUCAAACAAGCGGAAAGGAUUUAAUGAAGGAUUGUGGGAAAUAGAGAAUAACCCAGGAGUGAAGUUUACUGGGUACCAGGCAAUUCAGCAGCAGAGCUCCUCAGAAACUGAGGGAGAAGGCGGGAACACUGCAGAUGCAAGCAGUGAGGAGGAAGGCGAUAGAGUAGAAGAAGAUGGAAAAGGCAAAAGAAAGAAUGAAAAAGCAGGCUCAAAACGGAAAAAGUCCUACACUUCAAAGAAAUCCUCUAAACAGUCCCGGAAAUCUCCAGGAGAUGAAGAUGACAAGGACUGCAAAGAAGAGGAAAACAAAAGCAGCUCUGAGGGCGGAGACGCCGGCAAUGACACAAGGAACACGACUUCAGACUUGCAGAAAACCAGUGAAGGGACCUAACUACCAUAAUGAAUGCUGCAUAUUAAGAAAAACCAUAAGAAGGUUAUACAUUUGGUUGUCUAAUAAUCUUGGAUUUGAUAUGAACCAACACAUACUCCUUGUUGUCAUUGACAGAACCCCAGUUUGUAUGUACAUUAUUCACAUUCCUCUCUGUUGUGUUUGGGGGAAAAAAGACAUUUUAGCCUUUUUUAAGGUUAUUGAUUUAAUUUCAUGUUAUUUGGUUGCA
This is a messenger RNA of Lutra lutra (Eurasian river otter), 1296 nucleotides long. RefSeq names its product HDGF like 3 (gene HDGFL3). The transcript has 6 exons. Gene Ontology annotation, biological process: regulation of transcription by RNA polymerase II. Gene Ontology annotation, molecular function: double-stranded DNA binding; transcription coregulator activity. The record is from RefSeq and is a predicted model, not a curated record. Bases 459 to 1070 code for a protein of 203 amino acids. NCBI's taxonomy places the organism in Eukaryota, Metazoa, Chordata, Mammalia, Carnivora, Mustelidae. Gene Ontology annotation, cellular component: nucleus.